GAAAACUGUUUUUUGAGUGCCUGCCCGAGAAAGAGAACGUCAAUUUAAUCACUGGACUAACAGCAUUAUAAAGCUAAUAACUACUCAUCACUCAUACGCCAUGUGUAUCAAGGCAAUUCUCCUCCUGGCUGUCAUACUGGCUGCCCAUUCUGGAUGCUUUGGUGGUGGUAGUGGAGGACUUGGUGGUGUUGGUGGUGAUGGCUCUUCCAGACGAACGCUUGCAGUGGCCUGUGAGCAGACGGCGACAGGAGAGACGGCGGCAGCGGCUGUAGGAAUGGGAAUGACGUAUAAAAACAAUAGAUAUACCAACAAAAACAACAACUACAAGGACUAUAACGACUACAACUAUGAGUAUGCCGAUGCUGAUGCCAUUGCAGAUAGCAACAACAAUGGGAACAACAAUGACAACUAUAACUACAACAAAGCAUUGGCGAAAAGGCAGGAGGAGCAACAACUACAGCCACAAAUACUGUACGGAAAUCCCAGCCAGAACAACAUAUACGACUAUAGCACCAACAGUCGACUCCAGCAACGAGAGCAACAGCAGCAGCAGCAGAAGCAACUAGAGCAACAGCAACAACAGCGACAGUUUGAUGAUGAUCCCGAGAAUGCUCGCAAUGACUUCCGUCUGCAAUUGUCUGACUUAAAUGCGGCCAUUCAAGGUGUGGUUCUGGGCAUGGGUAGGGGCCGAAGUAAGUUUGCCGGCCAGGAGCAAAACCAGGACAAUGCUAACGACAACAAUGUACAGCAGGAAUUGGAAUUGUCAAUGGAACGUCGCAGCCAAAGAGAACCAGGUCAGCCAGAGUACUAUGUGGACGAUGAUGAUGAUACAGUAGCGGCCCCAGCUGAUGCCAGAACUGGUGAUGGCGUUGAUGUUGCUGAUGAUGUUCGUGCUGAUGAUAGCCCCAGCGAUAAUAUAGAUUUCGAGGGCGAAGAGGAGUACGCAGUGCAACGUUUUGGCCAAAAAGAGGAUGCCGAUGAGUUGAGCUCACAGUUACCCUAUGGCAUACAAAAUGUGCGCAAGCGUCGCGUUCGCAGUGUUAUGCCACCCACACAGCAGUUCAAUUCAAAUCCCAGCACCAAUCCCAAUAGCAAUGAUGGCGUCACGUAUCAAUCGCUGUGUCCCACAAAUCGAGUCACUGUCAAACUCGACAUGGGUGAAUAUCGUCCAAAUCAUUAUGUGGAAGUCACCUGUGCCCAUAACUAUGCACCGCAGCCAUCAAGAAUGCAUAACUAUGAUUAUAGCUAUCGUAGCAAUGAAUUGCCUCUGCUAAGAGCCCUUCUAUCAGAGCGGGGUGGGGAAAAACGUGAGAUCUGUUCGGCUACAGGUUUUUCAUGCAUCCAACUCAAUCGGACCAUACAUUUGAUACGGCUAAAUGAGGAUUCCGGCUGCUGGGAAUCCGAAACACGAACAGUGCCCUCAGGCUGUGAGUGCAUGUGGCCCAAGCAUAGCUAUGGAGACAUUGCUUUUUAUCAUCAGGCACAGAAACGUGGUGGCCCCUUGUUGAGACGCACUGGUGCUGGCGCAAGUGCAGGAUUGGGUGGUGGAUCGAGUGCUGGCAUCGAUUACAAACCCGGAGUGGGCUAUCGUCAGUUGAAGUUACGGUCACGCAAUCGACGAGACAAUUUCGGUCCCUUUGACGAGAGCUAUGACUUGAAUUGAGGCAAACAAAUCAAAAGGAUGCCAUGAAUGGGGAGGGAGUAAUGUUUUGGAAUCUACAUAAAUUAUUUUACGCCAUAGUUUAGUUAUAAAAUUGAUGAAUCGAGAAUCGUUUUGCGUACGAAGAGAAUUGUGAAUUGUAAUUGUUAAUGAUAAAUAAAAUGAGAAACUACAA
This is a messenger RNA of Drosophila willistoni, 1835 nucleotides long. RefSeq lists its product as uncharacterized. The transcript is spliced from 5 exons. Lineage: Eukaryota; Metazoa; Arthropoda; Insecta; Diptera; Drosophilidae. The coding region runs from base 101 to 1663 and encodes 520 amino acids. The record is from RefSeq and is a predicted model, not a curated record.